AUGAGAAACCUGCACAGUGAAGAGCAGAAACAACUUGGUAACUUCUCCAGAGGCACCAGAGAGACCUACUGUGGCGUUGGUCAGGUUGAAGAUGCCUUUCCUAUCAGACUCCCGGUAGUGACCACAAUUCAAGAUCAGGACUUGCUCCUCAUCCACGCACGGUUCAAGAAAUCUUUGAAGGAAGGGCUCAGCCUCCUUGAGCUCCUAGAUCAAUCAGGUCGAGAGUUCCUUGGUCGCUGUGUAGGAUACUACUGCAGAGGGGUGAAUCCUGAAGCGAAAUCGGGGGAUCACUGCAUUAGGGAUCGCCUCCCACCCCAGCCUUUGACUGCACAGUUCUCUGGAGUCCUUCAGAAGCGCACAGAAGUCCCCUCCUUGUGCCGACUCCCUGAGCACGCGGUGGCAAAGCCUCCGGACCUCGAGACCUUUGAGGAAAAGGAAGCCGCCCUGUGGGAGCGAUUCGUGCCGGAGCCACUGGCCAAGUCACCGGGGCAGCGAGAGGAGCUCCUGGGGAUCUUCGGGGUCCUCACACGAUCUCUCCCUCGCCAAAAUCGGACUCUGUUUCCCACUGGAAACAUUCAAAAAAAGAAGAAGUCUUCACAGCAACUCGCCGCUGUCAGCGCUGCCCACUUUCAAAAAACUAUACUGGAUUGUGACACCCUGAAAAGACCAAACGAUUUCUCUUCUCCGAGUUUGAACUCAAGUACUCACGCGAUCACAACGGGUCAAAAUGUGUCUCUAACUUGUUCCCACAAGAACACAUCAUUGCCAAUCACCUAUUCAUUGUUUUUGCAUACGAAACACCUGGAAACCAAGGAAGGCAAAGGCAAACCUGGGAUUUUUUACCUAACAAUCUUCAAAGCCAAUGACUCAGGACCUUACAAAUGCAAAGCUAAAUUUUCCAACUGCUCAAAAUACAGUCCCAAGUUCUACUUCACGGUUGAUGAUGGACACAGCUGUCCUUCACGCCUGCUGCUGCUGCCGUUGCUGAUUCCAGUGUCACUUUUGGUGUUGGUGGCAAUAGUGCUGGUUUGUUUGAUACCAAAAUGGAAAGCAAGAAAAGCUACGAGAGAGAAUGUACCAGAGGACCCUGGAGAUUUACCCAUGGGAGGUGCACUGUACGAAAAUGUCUGUAAAGAUCAAGCAGGCGCCCAAGACUCCCAGGAGAUACAGUAUGUUACCCCGGUCUUCCGAGAGUCGGCCCGCAGGGAGCCAGAGCCCUGUCGUGAAGGUAAAACUGGUUGUGUCUAUUCUGAACUCAACUUGUGAAAUGUAAAGAAACCACUUAGUGUAAGACACUUUCUUAAAGGUGAUUUACAUGAAAACAAAGAAAAUACAACGGCACUCUAAAAAGUCUAGCUUCAACCAGGCAUGAUGGACUGUACCUAUAAUCCCAGCACUCAGGAGGCUGAGGCAGGAAGAUUGAGCGCUUGAGGUCAGCCUUGGCUACAAAGCAAGUUUGAAGGUAGCCUGGACUGCACAGAGAGACGCUCUCAAACAAACAAAAAACAAAAAAUUAAAAAUAUGUAAAGUGAAUCUCCAUUUUUCAUAAUGAAACGUUAUUCCUUUGGCUCUUUUGGAUGCAUACCAACCCUGUGAUCAGACAGCAGCUUGGUCAGCUGGGACCCAUUGGGAAUUGUUUUAGAACACACGUGCUAUUUGCAGACGUGGGCCCUUCUGUGCCUUCCAAUACCCCUCCCCCAAAAAAUAUUUGUUUGUUUU
Fukomys damarensis (Damara mole-rat) is the source of this 1719-nucleotide messenger RNA. RefSeq names its product mast cell immunoglobulin like receptor 1 (gene Milr1). The record is from RefSeq and is a predicted model, not a curated record. The coding region runs from base 1 to 1266 and encodes 421 amino acids. The transcript has 11 exons. Lineage: Eukaryota; Metazoa; Chordata; Mammalia; Rodentia; Bathyergidae.